This is a messenger RNA of Closterium sp. NIES-65, 5169 nucleotides long. Lineage: Eukaryota; Viridiplantae; Streptophyta; Zygnematophyceae; Desmidiales; Closteriaceae. The record is from the annotation of a GenBank genome assembly.
AUGGAUGUGAUUGGAACGCUGGGGCUCGAUACACUCACGUUCCUGGUGGCCACCGUCAUUGUCAUCCCCUUCUUCCGCAGCUUCAAAGCCAGCCCGAUUCUCGGCUUCCUGCUCUCAGGCGUAGCUCUCAACCAGCUGGGGCUCAUCCGCAACAUCUCGGAUGUCAAAGCACUCUCGGAACUCGGAAUCCUCUUCCUGCUCUUCGAGAUGGGGCUGGAGCUGUCUAUCGAGCGACUGAGGGCCCUUGCCAAGUUUGCCUUUGGCAUGGGCCUGCCGCAGGUGCUCCUCACCACGCUCGCCUUUGCAGCGUUUGAGCUCCCUCCCGACCAUGCCAUCGGCACCCGCAUGCUCGAGUGGGCUGCCUCUGCCCGCCCUGACCUGGUGAACAUCCGGUCAGUGGACGAGGCAAUAGUGAUCGGCGCUGCUCUCUCACUCUCCUCCUCCGCUUUUGUGCUUCAGCUGCUCUCAGAGAAGGGAGAGCUUGCCACCCGCCUGCUCUCAGAGAAGGGCGAGCUUGCCACCCGCGUGGGCUCAGCCACUCUUGGGAUUUUACUGCUGCAGGACAUAGCGGUGGUGCCUCUGUUGGUCAUCCUCCCUAUCCUUGAGAGCGGGGUGAGUGCUUCGUCGCAGCCAUCGGAUGCGGCUUUUGAGAUGGUGGUGGUGAGCGGGACGUCUCAAAACACUCCUUCUUUCACGUCUGACAUAGCAGCAACCCCAUGCAUGUGUUUUGAGACGUCUCAAAACACUCCUUCUUUCACGUCUGACAUAGCAGUAACCCCAUGCAUGUGUUUUGAGACGUCUCAAAACACUCCUUCUUUCACGUCUGACAUAGCAGCAACCCCAUGCAUGUGUUUUGAGACGUCUCAAAACACUCCUUCUUUCACGUCUGACAUAGCAGUAACCCCAUGCAUGUGUUUUGAGACGUCUCAAAACACUCCUUCUUUCACGUCUGACAUAGCAGUAACCCCAUGCAUGUGUUUUGAGACGUCUCAAAACACUCCUUCUUUCUCGUCUGACAUAGCAGCAACCCCAUGCAUGUGUUUUGAGACGUCUCAAAACACUCCUUCUUUCACGUCUGACAUAGCAGUAACCCCAUGCAUGUGGCCUGGGAGUGCUGCUCUACAUGGGCCGGUGCUGUCCCCUUACCUUAGUCCUUCCCCUUGUCUCCUCCCCAUCACCCUCCCCCUGCCACCCCUCCCCUCAACAGGAUUUCACAGAAGACAGUCUAUUCCCUCUGCUCGCAGCAGCGGGACUCAAGUCCCCGCUGGGCCUGGGCUUGCUGCUCUACUUUGCCUGGCACUACCUUUCACACCCACCAACACCCUCCCCUCUCCCUCCCUUUCUGCUUCCCCACAGGAUUUUACCGACGGCAGGCAGUCUAUUCCCUCUGCUAGCAGCAGCAGAGGGGCUCAGGAUUCCACGGACGACAGUCUAUUUCCACUCCUCGCAGCAGCGGGGCUCAGGAUUUCACGGACGACAGUUUAUUCCCCUUGUUGGCAGCAGCGGGCCUCAAGUCUCUCCUCGGCGUGGGCGUGCUGCUCUACACCAGGGCCGGCUCUCUUCCUUACACGCCCACCAACAACCCUCUCACCUCUACCUCUCCUUGUGCUUCCCCAACAGGAUUUCACAGACGACAGUCUAUUCCCGCUCCUCGCAGCAGCGGGCCUCAAGUCCCUGCUGGGCCUGGGAGUGCUGCUCUACAUGGGCCGGCUCUUUCUCAGAAGGUUCUUCGAGUUUGUGGCUGAGUCGCGCAGCACAGAGGCCUUUGUGGCGCUCUGCCUCUUGACAGUCACAGGAACGUCCCUUAUCACAAGCAAAUUAGGAUUCAGUGACUCGCUCGGAGCGUUCUUGGCAGGAGCGUUGCUGGCAGAGACCAACUACCGCACGCAGGUCGAGGCAGACAUUCGUCCCUUCAGGGGUCUGCUGCUGGGUCUCUUUUUCGUCACCACUGGCACAUCCAUUGAUCUCAGCCAGCGGAGUGGCCCAACAUAUUGCUCCUCCUCGCCGGCCUCAUUGCCAUCAAGACCGCCAUCAUCACGGCUCUCGGCCCGCGGGUCGGCCUCUCCCUCCCCGAGUCCAUCCGCACGGGCUUGCUGCUGUCCCAGGGAGGAGAGUUCGCCUUCGUCGUCUUUGCCCUCGCCAGCCACCAAGAAUCACAAUGGGCUCUGCCCCCCCCCCCAUAGUGACCCCAAUCGGCUGCUGAUCACCAUGCAGCCCUCUUAUCCACCCACUACCCCCUCUCUGUCUCCACGUGCCCUCUCUGCCUCCACGUGCCCUCUCUGCCUCCACAUGCCCUCUCUGCCUCCACGUGCCCUCUCUGCCUCCACGUGCCCUCUCGCCUCCACGUGCCCUCUCUGUCUCCACGUGCCCUCUCUGCCUCCACGUGCCCUCUCUGCCUCCACGUGCCCUCUCUGUCUCCACGUGCCCUCUCUGUCUCCACGUGCCCUCUCUGCCUCCACAUGCCCUCUCUGUCUCCACGUGCCCUUUCUGCCUCCCACGUGCCCUCUCUGUCUCUCUGUGCCAACCCCUUGCUGCCAGACUUGGUGUGCUUCCAGACGAGCUGAACCGGCUGCUGAUCAUCGUGGCCGUUCUCUCCAUGGCUCUCACUCCCCUCCACGACUCCCUGGGGCGAUCAGCAGUCUCUCACUUGCCCACUACCCCCUCUCUGCCUUACCCCUUCAACCCAAGCAGACUUGGUGUGCUUCCAGACGAGCUGAACCGGCUGCUGAUCAUUGUGGUGGUGCUGUCCCCUCCAUGGCUCUCACUCCCCUCCAUGGCUCUCACUCCCCUCCAUGGCUCUCACUCCCCUCCAUGGCUCUCACUCCCCUCCAUGGCUCUCACUCCCCUCUAUGGCUCUCACUCCCCUCCAUGGCUCUCACUCCCCUCCAUGGCUCUCACUCCCCUCCAUGGCUCUCACUCCCCUCCAUGGCUCUCACUCCCCUCCAUGGCUCUCACUCCCCUCUAUGGCUCUCACUCCCCUCCAUGGCUCUCACUCCCCUCCAUGGCUCUCACUCCCCUCCAUGGCUCUCACUCCCCUCCAUGGCUCUCACUCCCCUCCAUGGCUCUCACUCCCCUCCAUGGCUCUCACUCCCCUCCAUGGCUCUCACUCCCCUCCAUGGCUCUCACUCCCCUCCAUGGCUCUCACUCCCCUCCAUGGCUCUCACUCCCCUCCAUGGCUCUCACUCCCCUCCAUGGCUCUCACUCCCCUCCAUGGCUCUCACUCCCCUCCAUGGCUCUCACUCCCCUCCAUGGCUCUCACUCCCCUCCAUGGCUCUCACUCCCCUCCUCGACUCCCUGGGGCGAUCAGCAGCCCUCUCACCCAGCCACUCCUCCCCGCUUGCUCUCCGUCUUACCCCUUCAACCAGGCUGGGAGUCCUUCCAGACGAGCUGAACCGUCUGCUGAUCAUUGUGGUGGUGCUGUCAAUGGCUCUCACGCCCCUCCUCGACUCCCUGGGGCGAUCAGCAGCAGAGGCGCUGGAGAAGCGCGAGAGGGAGAAGCAGAAGGCGCUAGGGGGGGAGGAGGAGGAGAACGGGGAGGAGGGGUUGGAUGUGGUGGGAGGCGGUAAGAGGAAGGGGCGGAAGAAAGGCGGCGGAGGAGGAGGAGGAGGGCAUGGGGGUCACUAUGGGGGUGCGGAGCCGAUUGUUAUUCUUGGCUUCAACCACAUGGGGCAGGUGAGAAAUGGGGCAGGUGGGACGUGGGGCAGGUGGGGAUUGGGGCAGGUGAAACUUGGGGUGCUCGCCAACAUGCUAUCCACGCCGCUAGCCACCAUCUCAGGGGGUGUGCUGGCCAACAUGCUAUCCACGCCGCUAGCCACCAUCUCAGGCGGGUCAGGGGGAGAUGCCCCAGGAUGGCCAUUCGUGUGCUUCGACCUGAAUCCCAAUCGCGUCCGGAUGGGAAAGCGUCUCGGCUUCCCAGUCCUCUACGGUGACGGGUGCCGCCCGGCAGUGCUCGAGUCGGCCGGCAUUCCGCGUCCGCUAAUGGCCAUUGUGGUGUACUCGGGGCGGCAGCAGUCGGUGUCUUCUGUGGAAAGUUUACACAAUGCCUUCCCAGGGCUGCCCAUAUACGCCCGAGCAGUGGACGCGAGUCACCUGGCGGAGCUCCGAAAGGCCGGCGCCACAGGCGUGGUUCUGGAGAGUGCAGAGGCCGGCCUUCGACUGGGCUCCAUGCUACUCCAAGACAUGGGAGUGAUGCGAGAUGAUGUGGUGUUUCUGAGGCGACUCAUGCGAGAGGCUCUUGACACGGAGGCUGUCAACCGCCGCACGGGCCAGCGCUUGCUCAAGGACAGAUCUGAUCUGGGCGGAAGCUGGCCGGCCAAGGAGGAGAAUCUGGGCGGCAAGCGGGCGGCAAAGGAGGAUUUGGGCGGCAGCAGGGUGGGGAAGGAGGGAGAGGGUGGUAGAGGAGAGGAGAGUGACAGGGAAGGUGAUUCGAGUGGGGAUGAGAAGGGGGAGGAGGGGGGAGGUAAGGUGAGGGGUGGAGAGGAUGGGGAGAAGGUGGAGGGGAAGAUUGAGGAGGGGAGAAAGAGUGGUGAUGGUGGGUUGGCUGCGGUGAAAAACGCUGGGGAUAAGGUAAGGAGUGACGGCCUGAUUACACGGGCUCAAGCAAUAGAUGUAGCGGUUGGAUUUGUCAGUGAGGUGGAUGAGAAAGGGGACGCUGGUAAUAAUGGUGAUGAUGGUGAUGGUGAUGGUGAUGGUGAUGAUGGUGAUGGUGGUGAUACUGGUGCUGCUACACCCGCGGAAGGAAGUGAUGUGUUGAUUACAAGAGCCCAAGCACUCAAUGCAGCGGCGGCGUUCGUCACUAGUGAUGACGACAUCGGGGACGUUGGUACGAAUGGUAAUGAUGGUGAUGAUACUGGUGGUGAUGGUGUGUUGGAGGUGAAAGGGGAGCAACUAGAGGAGGCUGCAACCAGUAGGGCUGAGACUGCAAAAACGGUUUCUGGCAGCUUUACAGGCACUGCUAAUGUGAAGGAUGGUAAUUUUGGCUUGGAAAGGGUUAGCGGUAGUGGAGAAAGUGAUUCAGAUCUGGAGGGGUCCGGCAGUGAUGGCGUGGGAGGGGAGUCGUCCUUUUCAGCAAGCGACGAUGGGCUACAGUAUUUCUCUGAUGGUGAGGAUUUUAUUGACAUGAAGCUAGGUUGCAACUCCAGUAGUGGUGGUACUUCUCUUGAGCAAUGA